Pecten maximus is the source of this 311-nucleotide messenger RNA. Its product is annotated as DNA mismatch repair protein Mlh1-like. The annotation marks the transcript as partial. The record is from RefSeq and is a predicted model, not a curated record. The transcript has 3 exons. Lineage: Eukaryota; Metazoa; Mollusca; Bivalvia; Pectinida; Pectinidae.
ACAAAUUUCCUUUAAACAGCCCAGGACAGACUAGCAGCUCUAAACCGGACAAUAUGGCCAGAACUGAGACAAAACGUCAGAUCAAGUUGUCAAGUGUACUUUCCCUACAGCAGACCCUCAGAGAUGGCGUGCAUAAAGGCCUCAGUGAAAUGUUCCGCAACCAUAAAUUUGUAGGCUGUGUAAACGAGGAAUUUUCUCUGAUGCAGCACCAGACAAUGCUGUACCUAGUAAAUACUACUGCUGUGAGCAAGGAGCUGUUCUACCAAAUAAUUCUAUUCGACUUUGGUAACUUUGGAAAUCUAAGACUCUCG